Molecule: messenger RNA, 1873 nt
Organism: Plutella xylostella (diamondback moth)
Lineage: Eukaryota; Metazoa; Arthropoda; Insecta; Lepidoptera; Plutellidae
Source: RefSeq, a predicted model, not a curated record
AUGUUUAUUUUGCACAGUCACUCCAUCAUGUCAAUAGAGCUGAGAUUGCAAGAAGAUAUCAAGGAGAGCGAAGGCACACGGUGUGAUAUACCGAAGAUAGAUCCAUUUGACAAGGAAAUCAUGCAGAUGAUUGAAAAUUUAAAUGUAGAGAAAGAUUACAAAAUACAAUGCAAAGGUUUUGAUUGGGUGCGAUGCGAGUGCGUCCACUUCAUCGGCAUUACCGACGGCGACGCCGACACCGUUUCUUCAUACAUUUAUGACAAUCCGUUUGGUACGAUAAGUACGAAGCAGAUACCUAGGUGGACGCUUACCUUAAUUAACCUGACCAGCCAUUGGUCCGGCUACGGAGCAGGGUUCCGUAAGGUGUUCAGAGUCGCCCCAGACCCUGACAGGGUCGAUAGCAUCAACGUGGUCUUCCUUGGCUUCGACUCCACGUCUAGAAACGGGUUCUUGAGAGACAUGCCUCGUACUCUGAAGGUGUUGAAGGAUUUCGGAGCUGUCAUUAUGAAUGGCUACAACAUCCUCGGCGACGCCACGCCGGCCACCAUGUUCCCCCUCCUCACAGGCCACACAGAGCUGGAGCUCCCAGACCGCCGCCGAGGGUUCUCUGGGGCGUAUGUUGACGACUUCCCGUUUGUGUUCAAGAGGCUUUGGGGUGAUGGCUACCGCACAGCAUACUUCGAAGACUCCCCCGAAAUCGGCACUUUCCAAAUGCGAUUCAACGGCUUCUGCAACCCUCCCGCCGACCACUACCUGCGGCACUUCUUCCUCUUGGCCAAUGAAGUUGACAGGGAGGACGCUGGGCCGUACUCUGAUCAGUAUUACUGCACCGGGGAUACCACCACUUAUCAGCUUAUGUUAAACAAAACUGAAGAGUUCAUGAAACUCGAAGGCAAGAAGUUCGCAUUCACAUUCAUAGUAGAGAUGACGCACGACCGAGGCAUGCUGUCGACCACAGACCAGGCGGUCGCUGAUUGGCUGAUCAGGUUCAAGCGGCAGGGACACUUGGAAAACACCCUGUUUGUUCUGCAUUCUGACCACGGGCCCAGACGCGAAAGCCUUCGCCGCACUUUUACGGGAAAACUAGAGGAAAGGUUGCCAUUCCUAGCCAUUACACUGCCAGAGAGCUACAAGAGAUCACACCCUGAAGCUCUGAGACAACUGCAAGCCAAUCAGGACAGGCUGACGACUCCACACGAUCUGUACGCUACCUAUGUCCACAUGACUGGCCUUUACGAGUAUCUUAAUUUGUACAGAAUACCAGGAACCUCUUUGUUAAGAGGCAUGUCUCUACUAGAGCCCAUCCCAGCAUCCCGGAGGUGCGCGGAAGCCGGCAUCGAGGUGCACUGGUGCGCUUGUGUGCGGUGGUCCAACGUGUCCAGACACGACCCGUUGUACCACCGCAGUGGGGAGGCACUGGUCCAAUAUAUUAACAGCUUGACUAGUACUGGGGCUACGAGAUCACUAUGUGCUACUCGCUAUCUGAGAACAAUAGACUAUGUCUUAGAACAAUCCCCCGAUACAAAACUAUUGAGGUUCAGAGCUAGCCUGGAUAAUGACCACUUUAUACCGGGUUUUCAUAAAGAAAAUGUGGGUCACGCCAAUAAAACUACUUACAGUAUCAAGAUAGUGACAGGACCGGGUGAAGGCGUGUAUGAAUCAACAAUGUUUUAUAUAAAAGCAGACGACCGAUUUAUAUUGGACUAUCGAUCGAUAUCUAGAGUCAAUUCAUAUAACGAAGAACCUAGAUGUGUUCGAGAGACGUAUCCUCAUUUGAACAAGUUUUGUUAUUGCACGCAAUAUUUAACUUGAAACUUUGAUUACUUAACUACUUUUGUAUCCUUGUUAAUUUUAUUAUUCUUGUUAGUUGGUA